AUUGGAGGCAUCGACGUUCACGACACCCUCUCGUUGGUGGUUCGGUCGCUGCCCUUUCACUCCCUCGACGAGUCCGUCACUUCACUUUCUCAGAAUCAGAACACCCCUCUUAUACACAUACUAGAGUACAUCUCCAUCGACGCUCGGUCUUUUGCUCUGAAUCUUUCUCAGCUGCCAAACGUCCCUCUCAGCUCUCCCUAAAUGGAAGCCUCCACUCUCUCACGAAUCGGUCUCGCCGGCCUGGCCGUCAUGGGCCAAAACCUAGCUCUCAACAUCGCCGAAAAAGGGUUUCCGAUCUCCGUUUAUAAUCGGACGACCUCCAAGGUGGAUGAAACGCUAGAUCGGGCGCACCGCGAAGGCCAUCUACCUCUCAGUGGCCACUACGCGCCUCGUGACUUCGUGCUCUCCAUCCAACGGCCUAGAUCCAUUGUUAUCCUCGUCAAGGCCGGCGCUCCCGUCGACCAAACCAUUGCUGCUUUGUCUGAGCACAUGGAGGCCGGGGAUUGUAUUAUUGACGGUGGAAACGAGUGGUACGAGAACACCGAGCGCCGGAUUGUGGAAGCUUCUGGCAAGGGUAUUCUGUAUCUGGGCAUGGGCGUCUCCGGUGGCGAAGAGGGUGCGCGCCACGGCCCGUCGUUGAUGCCCGGUGGAUCUUAUCAGGCGUAUCAGAACAUCGAGGAUAUUGUGAAGAAAGUGGCUGCUCAGGUCGAUGAUGGUCCCUGCGUUACCUAUAUUGGCGAAGGGGGUUCGGGGAAUUUCGUGAAAAUGGUGCACAAUGGGAUUGAAUACGGCGAUAUGCAGUUGAUUUCGGAAGCCUACGAUGUGUUGAAGAACGUUGGAGGGUUGUCGAACUCCGAAUUGUCUGACAUUUUCGGUGAAUGGAACAGGGGAGAGCUUGAGAGCUUCCUGAUUGAGAUUACAGCUGAUAUUUUCAAGGUGAAGGACGAGCAUGGAGAUGGGGAAUUGGUGGAUAAGAUUUUGGAUAAGACGGGGAUGAAAGGGACCGGAAAAUGGACAGUGCAGCAGGCCGCGGAGCUGUCCGUUGCAGCACCAACUAUUGCAGCCUCUUUGGAUUGUAGGUACUUGAGCGGCUUGAAGGAGGAACGAGAGGCUGCAGCUGGGGUUUUGAGCGAGGCGGGGUUGAAGGAUGAGGUGGAGUUUGCCAGGAGUGGGGUCGAUAAGAAGAGGUUGAUUGAUGAUGUGAGGCAGGCAUUGUAUGCCUCAAAGAUUUGUAGUUAUGCUCAGGGAAUGAAUCUGUUGAGGGCGAAGAGUGUUGAGAAGGGUUGGAAUUUGAAUUUCGGGGAGUUGGCAAGGAUUUGGAAAGGUGGGUGUAUCAUAAGGGCAGUGUUUUUGGACCGAAUCAAGAAGGCAUAUCAGAGGAAUCCAAAUUUAGCAAGUUUGAUUGUGGACCCUGAGUUUGCAAGGGAGAUGGUGCAGAGGCAGGCAGCAUGGAGGAGAGUCGUGGGCUUGGCGAUUUCUGCAGGGAUUAGUACUCCUGGAAUGUGUGCUAGUCUUGCUUAUUUUGAUACAUAUAGGCGUGCAAGGCUUCCUGCAAAUCUUGUGCAGGCUCAGAGGGACUUAUUCGGGGCACAUACUUAUGAGAGGAUUGAUCGCCCAGGCUCAUUUCAUACCGAAUGGACAAAACUUGCUCGAAAGAGUGAUGCUGGUUUUGCUACCCUGAAAUGAGAAUUUCUGUUGCUGUCACCCAUGUUUGUUCCAAUUGGAUGUUAUUUAACUUUCUAUUCGAAUCCGGGUUGUAUUUCUUGCUGAGUAGUCCUUUGAUUAGGCAGUGCAAUUGGUGUUAGACCUUGCAGUUCUUCAGCUGCUAAUAAGUAGUGCAUGCCUUUUGAGUUAUGCUGGCCAAAUGAAUGCCAAAUGUUUUCUUUCCCUUCCAGUAGAGAAGAUAAAGAGUUUCCUGUCCUCUUCUUAGUAUUUUACCUUUAACAUGUCUUUGAUUUGCAUAUUGAUAGAAGUGUUCAUGUCUAAAAUUAAGUUGGUGGUUGUUGCAUA
Vitis riparia (riverbank grape) is the source of this 2010-nucleotide messenger RNA. RefSeq names its product 6-phosphogluconate dehydrogenase, decarboxylating 1, chloroplastic. Gene Ontology annotation, biological process: pentose-phosphate shunt, oxidative branch; pentose-phosphate shunt. Gene Ontology annotation, cellular component: cytosol. The coding region runs from base 202 to 1686 and encodes 494 amino acids. The transcript has a single exon. Gene Ontology annotation, molecular function: phosphogluconate 2-dehydrogenase activity; NADP binding; phosphogluconate dehydrogenase (decarboxylating) activity. Lineage: Eukaryota; Viridiplantae; Streptophyta; Magnoliopsida; Vitales; Vitaceae. The record is from RefSeq and is a predicted model, not a curated record.